Callorhinchus milii (elephant shark) is the source of this 2258-nucleotide messenger RNA. It is a transcript of the gene nup85, whose product is annotated as nucleoporin 85. The transcript is spliced from 19 exons. Gene Ontology annotation, cellular component: nuclear pore outer ring. The record is from RefSeq and is a predicted model, not a curated record. NCBI's taxonomy places the organism in Eukaryota, Metazoa, Chordata, Chondrichthyes, Chimaeriformes, Callorhinchidae. Gene Ontology annotation, biological process: mRNA export from nucleus; protein import into nucleus; positive regulation of DNA-templated transcription. Bases 21 to 2126 code for a protein of 701 amino acids. Gene Ontology annotation, molecular function: structural constituent of nuclear pore.
CGAAAGGGUUUAAACGUUAAAUGUCCUUCGAGAGAGUCGAUCGGACAAAGGGAACGUCUGUGGGAAGGCGAUCCAGGCGGUUGGGAGGCCCGCCCCGGGCUCGGGGUCCUGUGCGAGCGGCGGCGCGUGCGGCGGCGGCAGCGGCAGCAAUGGAGGAGUUGGAGCCGCCGGAGACGAAAAUUGUGGGAGUGGACCCCGGUCACCACAACAUGGGAUUUGAAUGGGGUCCUGUGGAAAUUCUUGUCUAUCCAAUAAAACGCAAAGGAGCAGAUAUUCCGACUCCUUCCGGAGGUUCCUCCGCAGCUCCCGCUAUUCAGGUGGUGCGUAAAGACAAAGACAUUUACUCGCCCAUUCUACGCAAACUCUUCAAUGAGUCACACGGGAUCUUUGUCGCCCUCCAGACCACCAAGAAGGAAAAUGUCGCCAAAGCUCGCAAACUGCAACUGGUCAGAGUCAGCAGAAACUACCGUUCAGUGAUGAGAGCUUACAUGGAGGAACUGCACAAAGUAUCGGAAACUGUUCAUCACGAUCCCGCCCUGUUCACCCAGUUUGAAAAUCAGGUUUCCAUUCUGUCUGCCAUGGAGCUGAUCUGGAAUCUUUGUGAGGUUCUGUUCAUUGAGGCAGCUCAAGCUGGGUUUCUCCUGUUGCAUCUGUUAGACUGGGUACGUCUGCACGUGUGCCAGGUGGACAGCAUGGCUCCAGAGGUUCUGGCCAGUGAUAGUCCCACAGAACAUCGCAGCUACUGGGACGUGGUCACUGGCUACGUGCUGCAGGGCAGGAUAGAGGAGGCUCGGCAGAUGUUGGCGAAGAAGGCCUUGCUCGCUCCAUCAGCGCAUUCCAUGUACGUCAGCAUGGAUGAUCUACUGAAGAAGAUGCCUGUUUUCAUGCCUGCAAGCUCUCAGACACUGACGGAGUUUGAGUUAAAGUGGCGGCACUGGCAUGAGGAGUGCCAGCGAUGUCUGAGAGAGGGAACCUUUGCCUCCAGCGAUGCCCUGCAGUUAAUCUGUCAGAUCCUAUUAGGAGACGAGAAGGCAUUACUAGAGAAGAAAGAUCUCCUGACCACGUGGUAUCAUUACCUAGUCACUAAGUUGCUGUACUCUCAUCCCUCAGUAAAACCCACUGACCUGCAUCACUUUGCAGAGGUCUGUCUCGAUCAGUUUACCAGAGACUCGAACGGUCCUGAUGCCCUGGACAGGAUCCUGUUAUCAGCCUUCGAGUUCAACAUCCACCAGGUGCUGAAGGACUGCAGCGUCGCUCUGAGUAACUGGUGGUUCGUGGCACACCUGACAGACCUGCUGGAUCACUGCAGCCUUCUACAGUCCCACAACCUCCACUUUGGUUCAAAUCUGCGAGAGUUCCUGAUCCUGGAGUAUGCCUCUGGCCUCUUCUGUCAUCACAGCCUCUGGCAGCUGGCCACAGACUAUUUUGAUCACUGCCCGGAGUUUGGUCGUGUUUACCUGGAGCUGCACAUUGAGCGAGUGCCGCUGAACACUGAACGCAAGGCCCUGAAAGUGCUGAGGAUAUGUGAACAGCGACAGAUGAAUGAGCAAGUGAGGAGUAUCUGCAAGAUCAUGGCUAUGAAGGCCGUGCGCAACAACCGGCUGGGCUCAGCGCUGUCCUGGAGCAUCCGAGCGAAAGACGCCGCCUUCGCAACUCUCAUCUCUGAUAGGUUCCUGCAGGAUUACUGCGCUCGGGGCAGCUUCUCUGACCUGGACCUGAUCAACAACCUGGGCUCAGCUAUGCUGCUGAGUGACCGGCUGACCUUCCUAGGGAAAUACUGCGAGUUCCACAAACUGUACGGAGAGAAGCGUUUCCCCGAGGCGGCCAGGCUGCUGCUGUCCCUGAUGACCGCUCGCAUCGCUCCCCGCUCCUUCUGGAUGACUCUGCUCGUGGACGCACUCCCUCUGCUGGAGCAGAAACAGGUCAUCUUUUCCACGGAGCAGACGUAUGAGCUAAUGCACUGUCUGGAGGACGUCACAACAGCACAGGCUGAGAGCAAGCAAGAAAGCAGAAGGAUAGCAGACGAGGACGACGUGGAGAGCACGAAGCUGGAGCUGCUUCGCCUCGCCUUCACACGCAACCUGGCCAAAGCCAUCGUUCAGGAGGGGACGCUGCCUGGCUCUUGAGGGCGACAGGAACCUGACCUCACUGUGCUGUACCUGCCUGUGUGCACUACGUCCAACUGUAAAUUAAUCACUUUUUUCACUUUUUGGUUUUAAAUCCCCCGGAAUAAAUGCAAAUUAAAAUAUAUUUGUACC